AUGGGUUGGUAUGUUGCCUCUUUGUGGUUGCUGCCUUCUACUGGCCUGGUUCCUGUUGAUCUGUCUAUGUGCUGUGCUGGGGGUGUGUCUGUCUGUGCCCAGCUGGUUUUGCUUCUGCUGCCUGCUGUUUUGCUGCCCCUGUUCUUUGAUGCUGCCUGUCCUGGACUGGAGCUCCUUUGCUCUUCUGGGUUCCAGCUUUAUUGCAGCUGGUCUCUUAGACUGCAGGCUCAUGGUAUUAGACCCAAAGCGGCAGAGGGCAUUAUGGGCACGGAGUUUUUGCAGGCUAUAAAGGUUGAGGUAAGGUAUGAGUUGAAACCGAAGGUGAUUUGGAUUAACUGGUCUCCUCCUCCCCCUGCUGGGAUCCUCAUUGCUUGGCCUACCUCAGAUGGGACCCUGUGGCCUUGCUGGGCAUUAUGGAUUCAUGUGGGGUUCUUGGUCUCUUAUUAUUGCAGUUGUGGGGAGUAUCCGGUUUUUCAUUUGCUACUAUGGGCAGGAGUGCACACUGUUCACGUGAACAGCCUGCUUUCAGCUGGCCUUUGUUUUCAGCUGGUUUUCAGCUGCUCUCUGAGGUUUGUUUUAAGAGUUUCUCCAUUGAAUGCAGUUGGUUCUGGGUUGAAGGGCACUGCUCACGUGACUGCUCAUGGGACUGCUCCCGUGAACAGUGUUAAUGCCAGAAGUCGAAUUGGAAAUUGCAAUAGGCUUUCCAAACCUGGCAUUGGGUGUCCAUGUGGAGGAGAGUUUGCGGCUGAUGACUGCUGGCUUGACGGGUACCAUGAAGACAGUGCACCCCGUCCUUCAUAUUGA
Molecule: messenger RNA, 804 nt
Organism: Ilex paraguariensis (yerba mate)
Lineage: Eukaryota; Viridiplantae; Streptophyta; Magnoliopsida; Aquifoliales; Aquifoliaceae
Source: the annotation of a GenBank genome assembly